UGGACUGGACGACCCUGACACAGCUGCAUCAUGGGAAGACAGAAGACUAUUUUGGACAAGCUGGCGCGGAGCUUCCAGAUUCGUCACAUGCUUCUCCGACAGGCCUUGGCUGAAUGUUUGGGAACCCUGAUCCUGGUGAUGUUUGGCUGUGGAGCCGUUGCACAGCUGGUGUUGAGCGGGGGCUCUCAUGGCAUGUUCCUCACUGUCAACUUUGCGUUUGGAUUCGCCGCCACUUUAGGUAUCCUCGUGAGUGGCCAGGUUUCAGGCGGCCACCUAAACCCAACUGUGACCUUUGCCCUGUGUUUGCUGGGGAGAGAGCCUUGGAGGAAGUUCCCAGUGUUCUUUUUCUUCCAGACUCUCGGUGCUUUUUUAGGAUCGGGAAUCAUAUUUGGCAUGUAUUUUGAUGCAUUGUGGGACUACGCCCAAGGCACACUCAUCGUGGUGGGGAAAAACGCGACAGCCGGCAUUUUUGCCACCUACCCCUCAAAACAUCUCACCCUUCUUAACGGAUUCUUUGAUCAGAUGAUUGGCACCGCAGCCCUGAUUGUGUGCAUCCUGGCCAUAGUGGAUCCCUAUAACAACCCUAUCCCCAGAGGACUUGAGGCCUUCACCGUGGGCUUUGUGGUGCUGGUCAUCGGCCUAUCGAUGGGCUUCAACUCGGGCUAUGCUGUGAACCCGGCCAGGGACUUUGGCCCGCGCCUCUUCACCGCGUUGGCAGGCUGGGGGGGUGAGGUUUUCACAGCCUGCAGCUAUUGGUUCUUCGUGCCUAUCUUUGCCCCCUUCCUGGGUGCCGUGGUGGGGGUGAUGGUGUAUCAGCUGAUGGUGGGCUACCACGUGGAAGGGGAAGCCCGGGAGAGGAUGGAGGAGGAGGAGAAGGGUGAGAGAGAGGAGAGGCUUAAACUAUCCAGCCUCACCGCCAAGGAGUGUGCAUGAGUUUUCAUCUUUCCCCAGGUCCAUAUGUUGACCUGUCGGCUGUUAUCCACAUGUGGACAUUUUACAAUUCAGUUAUAUUCAUUUUCUCAGUUAUAUCGUGUUUUAUAUCCCGCCUAUGAUACAGUUGAACCUCUCUUUCGAUAUAAAGUAUGAAUCCAUCAAAUGAUAAGAUCAUACCAUGCUCAAAACAUUCGGAUCAUGGUACUAAUGCCUGUCUAGAACAGUAUGUUCUCUCCACAUUUCCGAGCAUGAGUCGCCAUUCUCCUUCAAACCCGAUUCAUGUAUAUGAACACAUACAAAAAGGGUAGGGAAGAUUUGCCAGCAGUAUUUACAUGUCCCUUGAUUUUCAAUUGACUAUGAAGCUUAUGUUUCAGUUAUAGUGUCAGCAACUUCUUCAAACUAGGCAAAGAACCGGAAAUGUUCCUCCUUCAUGCUUUCUAUCUGAUACAACUGUCACAACCCUGCUUUAGCACAAAAAACACCAAACAACAAAGUCAAAAGAUGAAGGAUCUCCUCACAAGUAUUUGAAAUCUGUUGUUUGCUGUUGAAUUCAUGUCUGGAUCCCAGAGAGUAGAGGGGCUGAGAUAAAACCAUGUAAAGGCAUUUUAUGACUCCUUUUGAGGGAUUCCCUAUUUUUUCCAUGAUAUUGACAUAUUUUGGUGCUGGGCAGGUGUAGCAGAUAUUUCAGAUGAUAUAUUAUUUAGUUGGUGGUAUGCACUCAUAAGUUAUAUUCAGCUGCACCAAAGUCCAUCAGAAUCAAAGAUAACAACAUAUAAUAAUAGAAGUACAGGUGAUCUAUGAUAAACCCAGAGAGCUGUUGCUAGACGUGAAUUCGCACCGACUACUUAUAAAUCUGUAGGAUCUGGUACUGGCAACAGCACCAGGUGUUGUUGUGCAAGGAUAGUUUUUUCCACCCGAUAAGUUUCACCAGAUGUGGAGCAUAUGUGCUUGUGGGUUUGGGAAAGGAGCCAAAUGUAGCUGUGGACCACAUGCUGUGCAACGUGAGCAACACAACGGUACCAGGAAGAUAAACCUACAGUAACCUAAUAAAACAUGCAUGUCAGAAAACAGCCCGCCCCCAAAAAAGGUUAACGGGUGGUUGAAGGAUCAAACAUGAAACCAUACAUGCAUAAACAAUACUGUUCAGAAUGAGAGCGAGAGAGAGACUGAAUGUAACAGCUCCAAACGAACAGCGGUGGUCCGUCGAAGGGUGUCUGGCCCUUAGGUUAACUGUUGCAAACUUGUUACUUGUCUUUCUUUCAUGUACUACUCUUUCCUAUUUUAUGUAUAAAAACAAUAAAAUGAUAUAGCACUUA
Molecule: messenger RNA, 2249 nt
Organism: Hypomesus transpacificus
Lineage: Eukaryota; Metazoa; Chordata; Actinopteri; Osmeriformes; Osmeridae
Product: aquaporin-3-like
Exons: 6
Coding region: 31-933 (300 amino acids)
Biological process (GO): glycerol transmembrane transport; water transport
Cellular component (GO): basolateral plasma membrane; plasma membrane
Molecular function (GO): glycerol channel activity; water channel activity; urea transmembrane transporter activity
Source: RefSeq, a predicted model, not a curated record